CCAGUUUCGCUUCCCGUGUCUUGCUUGACUUUCCCUGCCUGUCUCGCAUAUUCAGUGAGCGCCUGCACGGCGGAAAGGCGCUAUAGAGGCAUGGCAGAUCGGGACCGUAAUAAGAAGGUUUUGUUGGAACUGCUGAAAAUGCCAGGAAAUGGGCGUUGCGCGGACUGCCAGACGGCAGAUCCAGAUUGGGCCUCAUACAGACUGGGGAUCUUCAUUUGUCUGAACUGCUCAGGAACCCAUAGGAAUUUGCCGGAAGUCAGCAGGGUGAAAUCCAUCCGACUAGACUUCUGGGAUGAUGAUCUUGUUGAGUACAUGAAAUGCAUAGGGAACAAUGCAGCAAAAGCCAUAUAUGAGAAAGAUGUGCCGAUCUUCUACUACCGACCAAAGAGUUCUGACUGUGUGGUUUUAAAGGAACAAUGGAUAAGAGCCAAAUAUGAGAGACGGGAGUUUACUGGAGACAAGUCACAGCCACAGAGCAUCAGCAACUAUGGUUCACAUCAGGGAUUCCUUUGGAAAAGAGGGAAAGAAAACAGCCAGUUUUUAAGACGGAAGUUUAUUCUUUCAAUGGAUGAUUAUACUUUGAAGUAUUACAACAAGGAGGAGUCCAAAGGACCCAAAGCAGUGAUCUUUGUCAAAGAUCUAAAUGCAUUAUUUCAGCCUGAAAAGAUUGGACACAAUCAUGGUCUACAGCUCACAUUUUUAAAAGAUGAACACACAAGAAAUAUUUUUGUCUACCAUGAAGAAGCAAAGGAAAUUGUGCACUGGUACAAUGCAAUCAGAGCAGUUCGCUUUUCUUAUCUGAAAACUGCAUUCCCCACUGCCACUGAUUUAGAGCUUUUGCCAUGGAUAACAAGGAACUAUUUAAAACAAGGCUACAUGGAGAAAACUGGGCCAAUGCACAGAGAACCUUUCAAAAAGCGGUGGUUUAUCCUUGAUUCUCAAGAAAGGAGACUACUGUACUUCAAGUGCCCACUGGAUGCAACAGAGAAGGGCUCUGUGUUCAUUGGCUCAAAGGAGCACGGCUACGAUGUGACAAACAGCCUUCCUAAAGGAGCCAGAGGGAACAAAUGGAAGUGUGGAAUCACAGUGGUUACACCAGACAGAAAGUUUGUUUUCACGUGUGAAAAUGAGCGAGAGCUCAGAGAGUGGAUAGAGGUACUAAAUGCAGUCAUCACUCGCCCAAUGUCACCGCAGGAUUAUACAACUGAAGCGAAUGUCAGACGCCGAAGGUGACAAGAACUUCCAGUGUGGCUGCUGAACAAAUGGUGCUUUUUCAAUUACAGUUCUGCGUGACAAUUAUACUUAUGUCUCCCUUGACCUCAUCUGAGCUCCAGUAAGACGCUGCAUUUGACUGCAGAGAACAGGUAUUUCUUUGUUGUAAAAGAGACUGGAAAUACGUUACGAAACAACAUUGGAACUGGAGAAAAGAAACAUCUGAGGAAUUUGUCGGGGAAUUCAAUGGAACACUUGGAAAAAGAGUGAAGACUCAAGGCCAUGAAAGUAAAUAAAAAAAGAAACCUGUUAGAAUAUCUUUAACACAGAAGCACUUUGACCUGACCGGUAGAUCUCACAAAGCCAUUGUGAUAACAAAAACUGAGCCACCACAUCUUGGUCAUGACGCUGUACUUUGUGCUUUACAUCUGAUUUAGUUGGGGCGUGCAGACCCUGAAAUAGGCUGCAACGUCACCAAACUAUGAAUCAUUUUGAACAAAGGAUUACAGUAAAACAGGAACUUGCUUUGCUGUCAUGAAGAAUAUGUUAUUGUGAAGCUGCAUUCCACCCCUCCCAGAUCACUUCAGAGAAAGUACAGUUGUUGGUGAAAAUGAAAAAAAAGGGUUCAUGGUUGUGUGAUAACUACAGUUGGUCAGCGGGCUUAUUGUUAGACAAACAGUUAGAGGCUAAAUUAUUUUAAAUUGUUGAAAAAGACAUAUAUACUUGUACACGUGUACACUCAGGUCAAGAAUUACCAAUGAAUCAUGAAUGACUGAAGGGACAAUAGUGACUUGCCUCCAUUAAGGAAUGAAGGUAUUGCUACAUUGCUUCUGAGACAGGUAAUUGUAUAAGUGCUUCACGGUAAAAUGUUACAUUUCAGGAAGUUCCUCAUUUGAUUAUGAAGUAGAGAAAGGGAUUGCAUUUUUAAAUGACAUUUCCUUUUCUCCUUGAUCCCUAAGAAGUUUCUAUUAGAAUAAAAUAAUGCCUUUUCAUUUUUUUUUUUUUUUUUAAACUCUGUAGGUACUUCAAGUGCCUCGGUAGACUCAAUGGUUAAUAUUAAGCGGUAGCCACAUGCAUUUAAGGCCGUCUCUUAAACACGCUCACAAGGGCCUCAGUUUAUGAAAAUGAAUUUACUAACACUAACUCAUAGGAGUACUAGACUACACUCCUCUGAAAUUCAAAAUUACUGUAAAUUUAUUUUCUACUAAUCUGAUAUGUAAGCUGUCAUGAACUUCAUUUGGAAUGAAAACCAGAAGAAACUCUUACUUAUUAAGAAUUUAAUUAUUUGUUUGUGUUUGUAGGAUUUGUAUGAACCAGAGACCCUCAUUUGCUUUUAUAAUGGUGUAAACAUUUUCUAUUCUUCAGUGUAAAUAAAUUGU
Messenger RNA from Polypterus senegalus (gray bichir), 2591 nucleotides. RefSeq names its product ArfGAP with dual PH domains 2 (gene adap2). Lineage: Eukaryota; Metazoa; Chordata; Cladistia; Polypteriformes; Polypteridae. Gene Ontology annotation, biological process: positive regulation of GTPase activity. Gene Ontology annotation, cellular component: intracellular membrane-bounded organelle; plasma membrane. Gene Ontology annotation, molecular function: phosphatidylinositol bisphosphate binding; GTPase activator activity. The record is from RefSeq and is a predicted model, not a curated record. The transcript has 11 exons. Bases 91 to 1233 code for a protein of 380 amino acids.